Messenger RNA from Arthroderma uncinatum, 1539 nucleotides. Its product is annotated as sorting nexin family protein. Bases 1 to 1539 code for a protein of 512 amino acids. Gene Ontology annotation, biological process: autophagy; cytoplasm to vacuole targeting by the Cvt pathway. Gene Ontology annotation, molecular function: phosphatidylinositol binding. The transcript is spliced from 2 exons. NCBI's taxonomy places the organism in Eukaryota, Fungi, Ascomycota, Eurotiomycetes, Onygenales, Arthrodermataceae. Gene Ontology annotation, cellular component: phagophore assembly site. The record is from RefSeq and is a predicted model, not a curated record.
AUGGACCACAACGACUUCGAUAGUGUUUCUUGGAGGAACGAUGGGGAUAGCGAUGUUUCGCGGCCGGCAACAUCGUAUACUGAUAUUGACAACGCCUCGAGCUCGCGGGAUGACCCCAAUGGGAAGCGCCGAAUGAGCUCCGCGGAAGAUGAGGUCCUAUCCCCAACUCACGAAGGAGCCGGUGGUUUUAUGGGCGGUCUAGACAAUGGCAUGAUCGAGUGUACAGUAGACACGCCGCUGAAGGAGAACGAGGGCACAAAGGAUGUCUACGUUUCCUACCUUGUGUCUACUCAUGUUGGUCUCCCUUGCUUGUUUACCUCUUAUUAUCACAAUAAUUACGAAGCCAGUACUGACAAAACAGACUUCAGCGUUAGGCGGCGCUUUACGGACUUCUACUUCCUCUACAACACCUUGUUCCGAGAGUAUCCUGCUUGCGCAGUCCCACCGCUGCCAGACAAGCACAAGAUGGAAUACGUACGCGGAGACCGAUUCGGGCCUGAGUUCACCCAGCGCCGUGCUUGGUCACUUCACCGGUUCAUCAAAAGGAUCACCCUCCAUCCUGUUCUCCGCAGAGCCCCGGUUUUGGUCACAUUUCUUGAAUCUGGAGAAUGGAACGCACACAUGAGGAUGCGCCCAUCCCGCAGCUCCACCAAUGCCUCCGAUGGCGGAAGUAAUAUAUUCGACAACUUUGCAGAUACGUUUGUCAAUGCAUUCACAAAAGUUCACAAGCCGGAUAAGCGCUUCACCGAAGUAAGGGAAAAGGCCGACAAGCUAGAUGAAGAUCUAAGCCACGUGGAGAAAAUUGUUGCCCGGGUUGCACGGCGCGAGAGCGAUUUGGAAACAGACUAUGCUGAACUAGCUAUGCAAUUCCGCAAACUUGUUCCUCUUGAACCGGAGCUAGAGGUGCCGCUACAGAUAUUUGCCGGAUCGGUAGAAGAAACAUCCUACGGUAUUCAAGAUUUGAAAGAACAUACAGAUCAAAACUACCUGGGCAGUCUCCGAGAUAUGGAAGCUUACAUUCUAUCACUCAAAACUCUGCUGAAGACGCGGGAACAAAAACAACUUGACUACGAAGCCCUCGUUGACUAUCUCAACAAGGCCGUGGCCGAACGCGAUACUUUGACUAAUAAUCCAUCAUCCUACUAUGCUACAAACCCACUAACAAGUAACCCUGCCUCGUUCCUGCGAUCUAAGAUGGAAGAUAUCAGGGGCGUUGACCACGAACAAUCGCGCAGGGAGAAAGUGCGGAAGCUAGAACUCCGCAUCGACGAAUUAACCCGCGAGGUGGAGAGUGCCAAAACUACUUCGGAGAUGUUUGAUGAAGAGGUCGUACGUGAAGUUACUGACUUCGAACGCAUCAAAGCCAUCGAGUUCCGCGAUACAUUGGGUGCGAUGACCCAGAAACAAGUCGACUUCUACCAAGGAGUCCUAGCCACCUGGGAGCGAUUCAUUGUGGAAAUGGAGGUCGACGGUGAUGGAGACGAUGUGGGUGCAAAACGAGACGUGAAGGCGAAGAAACCCCAGAUUGGAGCUGCUUGA